GGUGUCGAUUUAUAAUUAGAUAAAACCCAGCGUUGCUAAUAGCAAUUUUCACAAAAGGAAAAUGUACGUUCUUAUGCUCUGAGCAAAAUCCAGAGCUUCAGUCCGAGUUUUCAUGGAACUCUCACUUCACUAGAAGGAAAGAGAAAAAGAAAAGGAUGGCGCUAAAAACCCAAUUCCCGCUAUUUGCGCCACCGCACCUCCUCCCCCAACCCCACCGCGCCCCGACCGAAAUCCGCUUCUCGCGGUGGAACAACGCCAACGCCCAGAAAUUCAUCCGCCACGAGCGCAACCAGAAAGAAAUCGAGGACCAACUCCGCUUCGAGAAACGCUUCGACUCCGCCCUCGUAAUCUCCCACAAUUACAACCCUGCCCCUCCCCACCACACCGUCUUCAAAUCCACCGGCACCCCCUCCGCCCCCUCAUCCCCCUCCAUCCCCGGUAAAUCCUCCAAAUACUCCAAACCCCCUCCCCACAAACCCCCCCACCCCGCCUUCAAACCCCCACCCAAACCCCGCAAAAUCCCCAUCCCGCCGGCGAACGAAAUCGAAACCCCAAAUCCCGUGGGCCCCAAUUUCAGGAUUGACGAGAAUGGGGUUUCGUACGAAAUGCCGGAGGCGCCGUUUGUUUACCAGUACAGCUACACCGAGACGCCGAAGGUGAAGCCGGUGAAGCUGCGUGAGCCGCUGAUGUCACCGUUCGGGCCCGUGACGAUGGCGAAGCCGUGGCUCGGUCGGAGGCCGCUGCCCCCCAGCAAGAGGAAGCUGCCGGAAUUCGAUUCGUUUCAGCUUCCGCCCCCUCAUAAGAAGGGGGUGAAACCCGUUCAGGCCCCCGGCCCGUUUCUUCCCGGCUCGGGCCCGAAGUACGUGAAGUCCCGUGAGGAGAUUCUCGGCGAUCCAUUGUCGAAGGAGGAAAUCAAGGAGCUCAUAGACGGGAGUAAAAAAUCCAACCGACAAUUAAACAUGGGAAGGGAUGGUCUAACGCAUAACAUGCUGGAUAAUAUACACGCACUUUGGAAGAGACGAAGGGUGUGCAAAAUAAAAUGCAAGGGUGUGUGCACAGUCGAUAUGGAAAACGUGUGCCAACAAUUGGAGGAUAAAACCGGAGGGAAGAUUAUAUACAAUAGAGGUGGUGUCAUAUAUCUUUUUCGUGGGAGAAACUACAACUAUAAAUCUCGACCUCGUUUUCCUCUCAUGCUGUGGAAACCUAUUAGCCCAGUUUACCCGAGACUUGUUCGACGAGUUCCCGAGGGUUUGACUUUAGAAGAAGCUAGUGCUAUGCGGAAAAAGGGCCGUGAUCUAACACCAAUAUGCAAGCUUGCGAAAAACGGUGUUUAUUCCGACCUUGUAGAAAAUGUUAGGGAGGCAUUUGAAGCCUGCGAAUUAGUACGAAUAAAUUGUCAAGGUCUGAAUCCGAGCGACCACAAGAAAAUCGGUGCCAAACUCAAGGCUCUUGUCCCAUGUGUACUAAUAUCGUUUGAAUAUGAACACAUACUCGUAUGGAGAGGACGAGAUUGGAAGUCCACUCUGGACCUUAACGGGGGUCUGAAGGGAUCGAAGAAAGUCGAACCAGCGCCAGGUGUCACAAGCUUAUUGGUCACGGAGGCAACAUCGAAUGAUGUUGAAGACGAUGUAGAUGAAUCUGAGAAAUUUCCCGUUUCUUCAAGUGAUCAAACGGUAGUGGAACCAAAAUCCGAUCAAACGGUUGAGAACGAAUUAACAGUGUUGGAGGGUUUAGAGGAACCAAAAUCCGAUCAAACGGUUGAGAACGAUUUAACAGUGUUGGAGGGUUUAGUGGAAUCACAAUCCGAUCCAACGGUCGAGAACGAUUUGCAGAAUCUAGCGGCAUCGCAAACGAGGCCGGAAAAGAAGAACACGGAAAGUACUCAGGCAAUUCUGCUACUGAGAAAGCAAGCUGUAGAAAACGGGAUGGCAUUAGUGUUUGACGAACACAGCGUAUUAUUAGAUUCAGACGCAGUGUUUAAAACGGCUGUUGCUUUUGCCAAGACCGCUCCAGUGGGUCCCGUUUUUAGCAAACGACCUAAGAAGGCGGUAGAAGAAGUCGAGAAGAGCAAGAAGAAGAACAACAAGGGACGAGAAUGUAACGAUUUGGUGUUGUCGAAAGGUGCAUCGGCUUUAGGUACCGGAAUUUACGUAUCGAAAGGGAUGGAUGAAAGGAAGAAUUCUUCUAGAAACGAAAAAUUGAAAGAUAUUAGAGGAGAUUAUCUGAAUGUAGUUCCACAGGGUAACCUGGGAAUAGAUGAACUUGCUAGGUUAUUGAGAUAAUUGUUUAUUUCUUCAAGUUAAGAGGAUGUUUAGAAGUUGCAAUUAAAAUUUUAUUUUAAUCUUAU
Molecule: messenger RNA, 2347 nt
Organism: Erythranthe guttata (spotted monkey flower)
Lineage: Eukaryota; Viridiplantae; Streptophyta; Magnoliopsida; Lamiales; Phrymaceae
Gene: CAF1
Product: RNA-binding CRS1 / YhbY (CRM) domain-containing protein
Biological process (GO): Group II intron splicing
Molecular function (GO): RNA binding
Source: RefSeq, a predicted model, not a curated record